AGUUAGUUGGCCGCGUACACACGUUCAAUAACAACGUAACCGCGUGGAUUGGGGAAGGAGUAAUGAUGCAUCAGGAAACCGGAACUAGCACUGAUCACGGUCAAACAAAGCGUCAAAAACAACGUCCUCCUCCUCCUCCUCCGUGUGCGCAGUUUUGGCAGCAUUUUGUUUCAGCAUCAUCGAUAAUCUAGUGCGUGUUCCGCUAUUUACGAUUUAUUAAAGCAAGUGACCACCCUUUUUUUUUCCUUUUCCAUGAAUUUGGUAGAGAUUAAGGGCAUGUACAACGUAGAGACGACCUCGUCGACUUCCCUCGGACGCGAUGAAAUACGACGACCCGAGCCUCAUUAAUCAUGGAGAGAGAGCGAAGCCGUCGUCUUGUUCGACUACGGCAGCAGCCCGUGCUCCAACGCGAAUCGACGACUCCACGCACCCGUUGUACCACCCGCUCCCGGUCGUCGUCGCCGUCGCAGAUCCGAUGCGCGCGGGGGCAAUUUUUGCUUCCUGCGCAGCAAAUCUCGCGCCAUUGCAAACCCCCCAAAUCCCCCUCCAAGCGGAGGCCCAAGGCGGCGUCGCAGAAGCGGCAGGCCAUGGCGGGAGCUGCUGCGGCACCGGAGCAGACGGAAUCGCCAUGGAGUUCCAAUACCGCGCCGGCGACGAGCGCCGCAGCCGGUCCCCGCCUCUGCCCACGCCCUCGCCACCAGCGGCGCUGAGUACUUCCGGCUCAGGGUCGGCAGAUGCCCAGGGCAGCGACGACAUCCCGGCAGAGCGCAUGAGGGAUGCGGCCUUGGUGCCGUGGCAGGCUCCUCCGCUCCCACCGCCGGAUGUGGCGGUGUCCGACUCCGCCGACGAGCUGCGGCGCCAGGCGGAGAAGGCGAGGAUCAGGGAGCGGAGCGGAUCCUGCAAGAGGAGGACAAGUGCUUGGAGCUAGAGCUGGAGGUGCGGCGCAGUCCAGGAAGGGGUCCUCGGCGUUGCCCAUGUGCCGGAGCAGAACGGAGCGAGCGGGUAUGGCGCAGCUACUCCUCCAAUUUUCUUCACGGACGGAAGCUGCUUCUUGGACGGUGCCGGCAGCUUCUUUGGCAGCACAUCUGCUGGCAAUGGCACGGCUCCUCUACGCCGCCGCGCAUCUCCGCCUGUCGACGAGGCCACUGCCCCGUGCAGCCCAGCCUCCUCUACGCCACAUCUGCUGGCCAAUGGUCCGGCUCCUUUGCGCCACGUCUGCUUGUGCUGGCUUCUGUUUGCUUGUGCGAAUCCUCAGUUCGUCCGCAGCCUCAUGCGGCCCUCUGCAAAACUCUGCUUG
Panicum virgatum (switchgrass) is the source of this 1297-nucleotide messenger RNA. RefSeq lists its product as uncharacterized. The transcript is spliced from 2 exons. The coding region runs from base 320 to 928 and encodes 202 amino acids. Lineage: Eukaryota; Viridiplantae; Streptophyta; Magnoliopsida; Poales; Poaceae. The record is from RefSeq and is a predicted model, not a curated record.